Messenger RNA from Fusarium sp. VM40, 1635 nucleotides. The record is from the annotation of a GenBank genome assembly. Lineage: Eukaryota; Fungi; Ascomycota; Sordariomycetes; Hypocreales; Nectriaceae.
AUGUCAAUCGACACACUUACUCUAGAGGACAAUUCCACAGGGGCCCUGCUCCUUCCACCAGAGUUAUGGGAUGAUAUAUGCUCUCUAUUACCCAAGCCCAGCUUAUUAAGCCUGAGGCUUGGCUGUUCCAAACUCAAUUCAAUUGCACUUCCCUGGGCCUAUGGUCAGAUACGUCUGGAGGGUUUCGAGAACUCUGCAGAGCGCUUCAUUAAGAUCGCAAAAUCGCCCGGACUUCGCAAUUUAGUCCAUGAGCUCACAAUCGAUACGUCAGUUGACCUCGAUGUCGAGUACAACUGUAACGGCAGCUAUCCAUACCCCACAGAGUUUCUAGACGCUUUGGUAUACAUGCAUUGCUUCAGCUCCCUCUCCGCAGUUUAUCUUCGGUUCAACCAAUUCUGCGGAGAGGAUGAUCGAGUUGGUGUGGCGAUCGAGGAGACCUAUGGGUUUCGGUACAGGGUUCUUGACACUGUAUUUCACUGCAUUGCGGGUAUGUGGAACGUCGAGCAACAAAUGGAGAUUGAAGAAAAGGUCGAAGAUGAACUGGACAACUACGAACGGACGUACCCCGAGGAUGAAUUCACUGGCUCCCUGAGUCAAGUCAUGCCCCUCAAUGAGCUCACUAUCUCAAACCUGGCCGAUUUCUAUGACCCCGACCUUGCAAGCUCGGCCGCUUUCAAAAAGGUCAUGUCCAUGCCUAGCCUUACCAAUCUCAAGCUGUUCGUCACCACAGAGAUCAACGAAAAUACUGAUGACAGCAUUGCCUAUUAUGAGGAGAAAUACGCGUUUUUUGACUUCUUACCGAACACGUGGCUGUCCCAAAGUAUCAGCGAUAACCUAACGGUUCUAUCGUUAUAUGCUCGUGACUAUUGGGGCUGGUUCCCAAAGAUGGACUUUCGCAAUAUGAAUUUCCCACAGCUCAAAGUACUCGCGUUAGGGCACUACGUCUUUAGUCACGACUGGCAGAUUGAUUGGAUUUCCUCAAUAGGACGUGGAGACGGCGGCGAGGGUUUGAGAGAACUGUACCUCGAUGACUGCCCUAUCCUGUACCAGGCCUUUCAGGCAAGCCCGCUAGAUGAAUCCGAUCCUGGAUAUCCCAAUCUCGGAACAGUACUCGAUUAUGAGCCCGGUGAGCUACACAGUUACACAAUUCGGUGGUCUCAUAUCCUUUCCAAGUGGUCAAUAACGAUGGGAGGGUUGAGAGAUUUCCGCAUGGGUCAUGGACAUUGGGAGGCGGAUAAUGCUCCAGAGGAUACGGUUGAGUCCCACCUUAUAGACCGUGGGGAAAACGAAGACGAAGAAUACCAAGCUACACUGAGGUAUCGCCUAUCAAACAACACACACAGGAGCUUCGACUGCCCGGAACCUAUCGAUCGGGCAUACGGCGAUGAGGAUCCUAGUAAGAUCUGCGCCACAAGCAAGUAUCUUCAAGGCUCUGGUAUCAACGGGCGGGGCGGUUUCAAAUUGCAGUACAUUGAGUAUGACAUCAAUACUCACCCUUCCCCCUGGUAUGAGAAGUUUUGGUCGUACAGGCUUGACGAUGAGGGCUUCGAGCCGGAGGAGGGGACAUGGGCGACAGACAUUGCUUCACUGGAGGAGUUGACCGCAAAGAUUAAGACUCGCGAUGCCAACCACUAA